Messenger RNA from Rubroshorea leprosula, 3250 nucleotides. Lineage: Eukaryota; Viridiplantae; Streptophyta; Magnoliopsida; Malvales; Dipterocarpaceae. The record is from the annotation of a GenBank genome assembly.
AAAGGAGGAGCCUUCCAUUAUAUUCUUCAACAAUUUCCUUUCUGACUUCAAACACACUAUUUCAGUGAGGGAAAACACUGGCCAUGAUCACUUCCAUUUUCACUUAUUUUCUUCUUCUAUUUCUCAUUCACUUAUUUUCUAAUGAAUUUAUAUCCCUCCAAGCAAGCGAAUUUGUUUCCUAUUCAACCAACUUCACAACUUGCUGGGAGAUAGAGAGAAAUGCACUUCUCAAGUUCAAAGAAGGUCUCCAAGAUCCUUCAGGCCGGCUUUCUUCUUGGGUUGGCAAUUAUUGUUGUACAUGGUCAGGUGUUGGCUGCAAUAGGCAAACGGGCCAUGUCACGAAGCUUGACCUCGGUAUGCCGCCCAGCAGUUUUAAUAUUAAUGAUCCAAAAGCUUUUGAUUUUGCAUCCUUACAAGGUACGAUAAGUCCUUCAUUGCUUGAUCUGAAAUAUUUACAUUACUUGGAUCUAAGCUGGAACAAUUUUGAACAAACUCCAAUCCCCAACUUCAUUGGUUCAUUCACCAAGUUAGAAUACCUUAAUCUCUCUUAUGCAUCUUUUAGUGGCUUGGUUCCUCCCCAUCUUGGAAAUUUGUCAAACUUGCGUUACCUUGAUCUCUCCUCACAAAGCUUAGAUCAAGAUACCUUGGUUUCUGAUUUGAAUUGGAUCCGUGGACUCUCUUCGUUGGAACUUCUCAGAAUAAAGGUAGCAAACCUUAGUUUUGCUUCAGCCAGUUGGUUGCAAGCUAUAAACAAGCUUCCUUCCUUGAUGGAGUUAGAUUUGUCUUCCUGUAGACUCCAUGACAUCCCUGCCUCUCUUCCAAUUUUGAACUUCAGUUCUAUUCAGGUCAUUGAUCUUUCACAAAAUGAUUUCAAUUCACCAUUACCUGGUUGGUUGUUCAAUAUCAGUUCUCUUGUUGAGCUUGACUUGUCUUCUAAUGGCUUUAGUGGACAAAUACCUCCAUCUAUACAAAAUCUUAAUAACAUGAGGGAUCUUGUACUUUAUGAAAAUGAUCUCUCGGGUCUGCUUCCAAUUUCUAUUGGAAACUUAUCAUCCUUAGAGACUUUAUUUCUCUCUUCCAACCAAUUGAAUGGAACAAUUCCUGAAACCACUGGACAAUUGAAAAAGUUGAUUAUGUUAGAUCUUAGUUCUAAUAAUUGGGGAGGUGUUGUGUCUAGAAUUCAUUUUCUCCACCUAAACAAUAUGAAGGUUUUUCUGUUAUCCUCUGUCAAAGAAAAGCCACUCGUAUUUGAUGUGGGAUAUGACUGGAUUCCUCCUUUCAGUCUAAAUUUAAUCUUCAUUAAAAAUUGUCAAAUGAAUCCCAAAUUUCCUAUAUGGCUCCAAACUCAGAAGGAACUGAAGAUUGUUGAGCUUAUAGAAGUUGGAAUUUCAGGUUAUGUACCUGAUUGGUUCUGGAAACUGAGUCCACAAAUUGAGAAGUUAUCUCUUCACAAUAACAAAUUGUGUGGAGAGCUUCCAAGAUCAUUACAAUUUUCACAUUCUUCUAUAGACCUCAGUGUCAAUUUAUUUGAAGGACCGAUUCCACUAUUUUCUGGUGUCAACAUGCUCGGUUUGAAAAACAACUCACUCUCAGGACCAAUUCCAGCAAAUUUUGUCGAUGCCAUGCUACAUUUAGAAUUUAUGGAUCUUUCUGAGAACUACUUCAAUGGCAGCAUUCCUUCUUCAAUAAAUAAGUUGGAGAAGUUGGAAGUUCUGUUGCUACAAAAUAAUGAACUUUCUGGAAAGAUUCCUUCAAUGAAUAGAUUGAAAAAUUUAUGGACAUUAGACCUUUCAAAUAACAAUUUAUUUGGCAGCAUUCCAAGCUCCUUGUGCUCACAGUCUCCUCUUAUUCAUUUGAAAUUGAAUGGCAACAAUUUUUAUGGAAAGCUUUCAUCCUUGCAAAACUGCACAAACUUAGGUACACUCGGUCUGGCAAAUAAUCAGUUUCAUCGAGGCAUUCCAAGAUGGAUUGGAGAAACUCUAUCUUGUUUAUCAAUACUACAAUUACGAGGAAACAUGUUUAGGGGAAAGAUACCAAAAAGUUUGUGCAGUCUUCCUUUACUCCAUGUUUUGGAUUUAGGGCAGAAUAAUUUUUCGGGAUCAAUUCCACCAUGUCUAGGCAAUUUAAGUAGCCUGUAUCACUCAAAAAAUAGUACUUUUGUAUCUGCUGCUGUUGCUGCUCAUGCUCUUGUUGCUAAUGCUGUUGCUGCUGCCACUACUGUUGCCACUGUUGUUUCCACUACUGUUGCUAGUGGUAAGAAGGGUGCUAUUGUUGCUGCUACUAUUCUUGAGGGGUUUAUGCCUUUCCUUUCUGGAAUGCGGGACAUGGAAUUUAAUGUUAAAGGACAAACACUUGAAUUUGUUAACAUUAUUGAUCUCGUGAAUUUGAUAGAUUUAUCAAGUAAUAAUCUUGAAGGGGAAAUUCCAGAAGAGAUAACGAAGCUUUCUGCCUUGGGUACAUUGAACUUAUCUCGGAAUCAAUUAACAGGAAACAUCCCUAAGAAGAUUGGAGACUUGAAGCUAGUAGAGACUCUUGACCUCUCAGUCAACCAUCUUUCAGGCCCGAUUCCUGCAAGCAUAUCGUCUAUGACAUUGUUAAGCCAUCUAAAUUUGUCUUAUAAUGAUUUGUCUGGGCAAAUCCCAUUAGCAAACCAAUUCCAAACCUUCAAUGAUCCAUCCAUUUAUGAAGGAAAUCCAAAACUUUGUGGAGCUCCAUUGCCAAUCAACUGUAAUGCUCCUCCAGACGAACCUUUUGGCAAAGACAGAGAUGAAAGCUGCUCAGAAAGGUUGUGGUUCUACAUUGGAACAGCAUCUGGAUUUGUGGUGGGAUUCUGGGUUGUUUGUGGAACUUUGGUGAUCAAGAGGUCUUGGAGACAUGCCUACUUCCGCUUCGUGGAAGAAAUGAAAGAUAUGAUCUACAUCUUCAUUGUAGUGAAGGCAGCUCGUUUGCAAAAGAAGUUGAGACCGUGGUGAAGGUAAUAAAUUUAUGUCUUUCGUUGGGUUACUACUCCAAAUCUGCCAUUUGUGUAGCCAUGAGAUGUGCAGUUUCUACUUAGGAGGCUUUGAAAUAUAAAGUCCAAUCAGUUUGGUGGAUGUUUAUCUUGUGUUUCCAAUAACAAUAGAGUUUAUUACUUGUGCUGUCAUGGAAUGUGAGUGUUUUCAAUCAAUUGUUGUGUGCUCUUGAGAGUUUUGGUGAAUCAAAGAAGUUGUCUUGUUUAUAUCAUUUCGAUUAAUGAAAAUUGAUGUUCUAU